Messenger RNA from Physcomitrium patens, 3373 nucleotides. RefSeq lists its product as uncharacterized. NCBI's taxonomy places the organism in Eukaryota, Viridiplantae, Streptophyta, Bryopsida, Funariales, Funariaceae. The record is from RefSeq and is a predicted model, not a curated record. Gene Ontology annotation, biological process: protein ubiquitination. Gene Ontology annotation, cellular component: Cul4A-RING E3 ubiquitin ligase complex.
AUAGAGGCGAACAGAGAGAGAAUGCAGAGUUGGAGAAAGAAGAGAGAGUCAUGACGGAUAUAUAUAUAUAUAUAUAUAUAUUAAUAUAUAUGUAUAAAACAUAUAUACAUGAAUCCAUGGGGGAACGAAGCUGGUGCGGGGGACCAGGGGCGAGGACGGCCAAGGCACUAGCGAUGGAGUUCGAGGAUAAAUCGGCGAAACGGAGCUUUUGGUUUUUCUUGGGCAUGAUUCUAUCUGGAUAGUUUUUUCGGGUAGGAGUUGCUGAUUAUGGAAGGGAGUCGGGAUCGUAAGGGCGGGCCGGUAGAAGAGCAAGGGUCAAUUCGUUGAUAGAGGAAAUAUAUGAGUGUGCGCGCUUGUGGAGCGGGGGUUGUGAUCAUACUGUCUUGCGUCGGUGAGAGGGAGGGUAGGGCCCAGGCGAGGCAGCGCGUGGGUCAACAAGACAUUGUGACUUUUUCGAUUUUAAAUUUUAUUUGCCCCCACGAUUCAUGGUCGGGUCGAAGCUUCUUUUCGUUCUCGUUUCUUGUUCGGUCCCCGCUUCUGUGCGUGAAUGAGCCUUGAAGGAGUGUGGCAAGGUUGGAUGAGGGUGAGUCGAGUGGGGAAGAAGAGAAUCGAAGAUCUGAGAGGGGAGUCUCUCCAAGGGAGCAAAGAACUGAGGUUGCAGGUGAAUGCGGAGCUAGGUUGUAGUGAAUGAGGGCGACUCAAGAUGGUGAUUGAUGCAUAGUGGUCUUUACAAUGCUGAGAGCGUAGGAGUUGAUGUUACUUCCAUAUCUUGUGUUCUCUACAUCAUUUCAUUGCUUUCGAUAAUAGGUACGAGUAGGAGGGUUACAAUCUGACGAAGUCAGUUGAAGUUAUUCUGUGCGGGAUAAGGUCAUAGUGUAAAAGCCCUCGGACUUGCGUCAGCACUUGGAAGUCUUAUUUCACUUCCUGAAAUUGAGACCACAGUUGGACCUAACGUCACUGAAGGCAGCAGGGAAAUUACAGUUUAGAAGUUCAGAGAUGGUACAUGUGGAGCAGUGGAAAAGUUUUAAGAACUCCUCCGGUUGAAACAAGGGACGGCAAGAGUGGAGAGGCUUAAAUUUAUCCUUGCUCUUGCAGUACCAGGAUGGAUGAAGGAGAUAUUGAAGCUGUAGAGGACUCUCAGGUCUUAGUAGCUAGCUCUUUGGAAGAUGACAGCACAAAUGAAGGGCCGCACAAUGAGCUUCUGCAGAUGCAAAGAAUUCGUGAGCUGGAUAUGGAGCCAUUAGAGGAAGAGGAGGCUGAUUCUGAAGCUGGCCAUUCCCUCAGUGACAAUGAUUCAAGUUUGAGCGGACGAGGGGAUGGAGGCGGUCGUCAAAUGGGUGGAUUCACCUUCGAUACUAACUUGGCUUCUAUGCACACAUACUUAGGAGAAGUCGAUGACGUACAUAGUAGUCGCUCCUUUGCCGAUGGCGGUGCGCUCCUCACGCUGCCAAUGUUUUACCUAGAGGGGAUAGUGUUAUUCCCUGAGGAUACACUGCCGCUUCGAGUUCUGCAACCGAGAUUCAAGGCUGCAGUAGAUAGAGCUAUGCGGAAUGAUGAGGCUUUGAAUACAAUUGGUGUGAUACAUGUGCGAGCAAGAGAUGGGCAUGUCCAUGUUGCAUCCAUCGGCACGACUGCCGAAAUUCGUCAACUACGCCAUCUUAAUGAUGGCUCCAUAAAUGUGGUAACGAAAGGCCGCCAACGGUUCCGCAUUUGCAAAGCGUGGACUGAAUCUGAUGGAGCAUUGUUCGCUCAAGUUCAAAUUAUUGAAGAGGAAACUCCUCUGCAUAUUCCAAGAGAUUCAUUCAGUCAUUUAGCCGCAGUACCUACUUUCCACAGUGGCAAAGUUCCUCGUGCAGCUACUACAUCUCCACUUCCAUACGAGCAUAGCGAUGAUGAAGCAGGUCUCCAAGCUGAUGCUGACGAUUAUGAUGAUUCAGAGUCGGAUUCUGGACCUGAAGAAGAUAGGCUGUUGCGAAGGCUUACACGAUUUGCAACUGAGAGUACGGAACUUCUUCGGGCGCUGGAAAGAGGGGUGGCAGAAGAUGAGAGCAGCGAGGAGGAGGAAAGGCUGAGAUGGUGGUCACGAAGAAGAAGAGUUCGCCAAAGAGGCGUGGAUAAUUUUGAGGUAGGAAACGAUAGAGGUGAAGAACCUCAAUCAAGUGGGGAAACACAAACAGUUGAUGCAUCACAUAGCAAUGGACGACGUGUGUAUCCUGGAGAGUCGUCUGUGGUUUCGAACGGACAUGCGGAUAACAUGAAAAGGCCUCCCGAAGGUGGACGUGGUGGCUGUUGUAAAGCCUGGGGUACUGAUGCAGGGAAGUGGAGGUAUAGGGCCCAGCGAUCAGCGUGGCCUCAUUGGGUCUAUCGCCAAUUUGAUGCGUAUGAUUUGGCAAGGAGAGCUGCUGACAUGUUGAGGCAAAUGGCCGAACUCCCUCGUAUGGAGGCUAUGGUUCGUACACCUUCUUUGCUGUCUUAUUACAUAGCCAGCAAUAUGCCUCUUCAAGAUGCUACCCGGCAGGAGCUUCUUGAAGUUGACGGGACCGUGUAUCGUCUGCGACGGGAGAUUGAGUUGUUGGAGUCAAUGGACCAGCUUCGCUGUAAACGAUGCUUGGAUAUAAAAGCAAGGCGCAGUGACAUGCUUGUGAUGUCAGCAGAUGGGCCCAUCAGUGCUUUUGUCAACGCCCAUGGCUAUGUUCAUGAGACCCUCACUUUGCAACGUGCUAGUAGGCUCGUUUUGGCUGGACAGCCCCAGACGGCGAACAGCUGGUUUCCUGGGUAUGCCUGGGUUUUAGCUGAGUGUUCUGCAUGUACUGAGCACAUGGGAUGGCGAUUCACAGCUGUUGCUAAGGAAACCAGACCGAAGGCUUUUUGGGGCAUUCGAAGGUCACAGUUGGCAGACAACAGUUCCUAGAAUCGCCGUGUACAUUUCUGGUACUCUGGAUUGAAGUUUUAGCUUUUUAUGCUUCUGGGGAUUAGUCACACUGGAUCAGGGUCAGGCUUGGCUACAUAGAGUUUACUGGUGUACAUAUGACCGUAGAGAAAAGCAUACUUUGCGUCAAUGUUAGAAGCUAUGUAGGGUCUUUCCAAUUUUCCUUCCACGUGUGGAAGUGCUACUCUUUACAAACUUAAGAACUUCAGACUUAUGGAAUCUGGUCGCACUGGUCGUCACAAGCUGUUGUUCCAUUUUAAGGAAGUUACCAGAAAUCUGCUUCUAGACCCAAGUGUAGUUCUGUUCAGAACACUAUAUUUGUCGGAUAGGCUGUGCAGUCGUGAUGUAAACUUGGUAUCAGCUGUGAACAAGUUACCUUCAUUGAGCUCAGCGUCAUGUGAAGGCUAUUUGGUCAUACUCAUUGAUUAUCAAUACCGUUUCGCA